AAUACUGGCAGCACGACACGGUGGUUGUUCUGUUGCCAAAGCCCGCCUCGCUGUGCUCCUUUGCGCGCUCAUUUCAUAGCUCCGCUAGUCUGACUUCCCGGAGUUUUAAGUUUCGUUUCUCCAGCUUUCUCCCUGACGGACAGCAGCGAUGGCGACAGCGGCGUCUCCAGAGGAGAAGUUCUCCUGCUCCAUAUGUCUGGACCUCUUCACCGAGCCCGGAACCGUUCCGUGCGGACACAGCUUCUGCCUGGACUGCAUCGGGAGCUACUGGGACCUGAGUGACCAAACCGGCGACUACAGCUGCCCCCAGUGCCGGGAGACUUUCACUCCCAGGCCCGUUCUGCGCAAAAGCAACGUCCUUAACGAACUGGUGGAGGAAUUGAAGAAAACGAGAGGACUCGACUCGAAAAGGGAACCCCCCGCUCCCGCUCCUGUCUCUGCUGAGCUCGGAGACGUGCCUUGUGAUUUCUGCCCCACCGAGUUAAAGCGCGGAGCGGUCAGGUCGUGUUUGACUUGCCGGGGCUCGUACUGCGAAGCGCACCUGCAGCCACACUACGAGACCGCGGGGUUGAAGAGGCACGCGCUGGUCCAGCCUCUCAGAGAUUUGGAGCAGAAGCUUUGCAAACAGCACCAGAGAUUGCUGGAGCUUUACUGCAGAACCGAUCAGAGCUGUAUCUGCAUGACGUGUACUCUCAAAGAUCACCACACCCACGCUGCUAUCCUAGCAGAGGAAGGGAGAGCGGAGAAACAGAAGGAGCUGGGGAAAAGACAGGCGGAAAUAGGAAAUCUCAUUGAAGAGAGACUGAAAGAGCUGGAGAGACUGAAUCAGGCUGUGGAGUCUCUCAAGCUGUCGGCACACAAGGAAAGGGCUGAAAGCGAGCAGGUCCUGUCUGAGCUGAUCCGGUCCAUUGAGAGAAUCAGGACGGAGGUGAGAGAGCUGAUUGGAGCUAAAGAGAAGGCUGCAGUGAGUCGGGCCAACGAGCAAAGAGAACAACUGGAGCAGGAGAUCCAGGAGCUGAGAAAGAGGAAGGCUGAGAUGGAGCAGCUUUCUGAGACAGAGGAUCACAUCCACUUUCUGCAGAGUUUCCAGUCUGUCUGCGCCCCUCCUGCUGCUCAGCAGCUCUUUGAUAACAUAGACGACUCUUUCUGGACUCUGAGGAAAGCUGUGUCUCGACUCAAAGACCACCUUGAGGGAUUCUGGAAGGUGGAGUUGAUGAAAGCAACUAUAGCAGUUGACGUGACUCUGGACCCUGAUACAGCACAGCCCCAUCUCAUCCUCUCUAAGGAUGGAAAACAAGUCAAAGAUGGGAAUAAACGACAACCUCUCCCUGACAAUCCAAAGAGGUUUGAUGAGUUUAUCUAUGUCCUGGGCAGGGAGGGCUUCACCUCAGGGAGACACUACUGGGAGGUGGAGGUGGGGGACAAGAUCAGCUGGGGACUCGGAGUCACCAGAGAGUCUUCUCAGAGGAAGGGGGGUAUCACUGAGAACCCACAGCAGGGAUUCUGGACCAUUUGGUGGAACGAGGAAAAGAAUCGGUUCAGCGCUCUCACCAACCCCCAGAUCCACCUCCCCAGGAGCCAGAAGCUACGGAAGCUGGGGGCGUAUCUGGAUUAUGAGGGAGGGCAGCUCUCCUUUUACAAUGUGGAGACCAGAUCUCACAUCUACACUUUCACCGACACCUUCACAGAGAAGCUCUAUCCGCUCUUUUGUCCUGGUCUUUAUUCCUCUGGUAGAAACACAGCUCCACUGAUCAUCUGCCCGCAUACCUACACAGAUUAAUACAGAUUACUAGCACCAGGAACACGAUCACUGCCCCACCCUUUUUAUUGCAUUAAAAAAUGUUCCUUCCUUGUUUUUAUGCUUUUAUACACACUUCAUGUUGUCAUCUCCAUGUCAUGUGAAAUGGAAAAAAAAUAUAUAACACCGAUGUAACAAAACCAUGAAUAAACUGGAGAAUUUAAUUCAA
This is a messenger RNA of Acipenser ruthenus (sterlet), 1967 nucleotides long. RefSeq names its product E3 ubiquitin-protein ligase TRIM39-like. The record is from RefSeq and is a predicted model, not a curated record. Bases 149 to 1780 code for a protein of 543 amino acids. Lineage: Eukaryota; Metazoa; Chordata; Actinopteri; Acipenseriformes; Acipenseridae. The transcript has 6 exons. Gene Ontology annotation, molecular function: zinc ion binding; protein binding.